UUUCUCGUUUCCACCUCUUGGUGCCAUUACCACUGGACAGCCUCUGCACCCUAGUGCAGUUGAUGGGUGCUCUCCUAGUGCCUGCCUGCUACCCCCUUUGCCUCUGAGGCCGCUCGUGUAGUCCCCUGAAAAGCUCCGGUAUUGCCGGCUCUUCUGCAGAGCUCUAGUCUAGGGGCAUUCUCUCUGUGGCAGCGGCCUUGCUGAGGUUCCGCCCCUGCCCUCCUACCGAGGAGUUCCGACAGGGACAGGAGUCACCCGGAGCCGCCUCGGCUGCAUCCAUCUGCCACCCGGGCAGCAAUCUCGGCGCCAAAGGCGUCUGCUAUUCUCCAGCCGAGGCGGAAGGCAGAGCCUGCUAGUAGCUGCACGGCUAAGUGCAAGGAGGGACGCAGGGCGGGCGGCGGCGGCGGCCCCCAAGCCGGCGUAGGCUUGAAACAGCCUCUGCCUCUCCAUCUCCGGUGCUGCGAGGAGGUGGCUCGUUUACUGUGCAGCCGAAACGCGAACCAACAACUAGACGGCACAGCAAGGAAGCCAAACAAAGGAGAGCGACAGCCGCGGGGGGAGAAUCCAAGAUAAAUGAUACAGAGGGUCUGGGAACAGGUGAUCCCUUGAAUCCACAGAUGGUCGAGUUCAUCAUACAGGGUAGUUCAAGAGGUUACUUCAUGCAAUACAAGAACUGAGGGAAAACAUCUAAUUUUUAUGAUGCUGUGGACAAUAUCCUGAAUCAGGACUAUUACUUUUACACACAUCUUUUGUGUCGUGAAAGGGAAAACAUAACAGAAGAAGCUCUGAUUUAUUGACUGUGAGACCACGGUGCAUUGAUUUAAGUGCUUGGAAGUGCAACUGUUGCACAGAUUUGGAGCUUUGUGUCUUGCUCCCUGCAUUGCACUUUGAACUGUUAACCAUGAGUGAGUUCUGGUUGUGUUUCAACUGCUGUAUUGCAGAACAGCCUCAGCCUAAAAGACGGCGGCGGAUCGAUCGAAGUAUGAUUGGGGAGCCAACAAAUUUUGUUCACACAGCUCAUGUAGGCUCAGGGGACCUCUUUAGCGGAAUGAAUUCGGUGAGCUCAAUUCAGAACCAAAUGCAGUCCAAAGGAGGCUAUGGUGGAGGCAUGUCUGCAAAUGUUCAAAUGCAGCUCGUAGACACAAAAGCAGGAUAACUUUACGACACUUUUCCAGUCCUUGUGAAUUUCUGUACCCUCUUUCCUGUGUCCCUCUCUUUAUGCCUUGGUGACUGCUUUCUGUGCUCAUGACGAGAGAAGUGAUGGCUCAUCAUCCACCCUUUGUGAUUACGCCAGUGAAGCAUUACUGUUCUGCCAUGAGGAAGACAUUUAUCAGACUGAUCUCAUCGCCUACUGUUCCAGUGGCAUGCAUACAUCUCACUGCUACUAAAACAAAUGUGGACAUACUAUUUUAUUGUUGUUUUUUCCCUUUAUUUUUCUCUCAACAUUUUAAAAUGAUUUUUCAAGCUGUCUAAACAGUUUGGUAUCAGGUUGGAUUUAUUUUUUACUUCCUCUGACAGCAUUUUAAAUUUUGAGGGGUUUUUUUAAAUGUCCUUCUUUGUAAACUAGAAGAAAGCGAGUUGCUAUUAAUCCAUUAAAUAUGACAUUGUUAAUACAUGUCUUUUUUGUUUCUUUAGUUGUUUGUUUUAAAGGUCUGGGACCUGCAAGCACAAUAAUCAUUUCACGCAUCUGUGACCGCAUGCUUUGUGAAUCUGCUUGGUAUGGGGGCCUAUAUGGUGCCAAAACUUUUUUUUAAAGAAAUGCUUGAUUUUGCAAAUGGAUGAUACUAUUGCUGAUUAAAAAGUUUUGCAGAGGAUCCAGAUCAUGCCAAUCUGUCUGGGAAAAGGACUUGUACUUUUUAGCUGCUUUGGAAAUAUAUUGUCUUAGAUUUUGAUCAAACUGGUCUUGACAUAAAUAAAGAAGAGAGCUUGCGUUUCUAAGGCCAUUUUGUUGUAAAUGUUUAGUAUAUUUAUUUUGAAAGAGCUGACCUCAAGAUUGUAAGCCAGUGUAGUAACGUACAUACUAAAUGUUGUGGUGGCGCUUUUGUCUGGUUAAAGAGGCUUUGUUAUGUUGACUGCUUUUUCAGUUAAAAAAAAGAAAAGAAAAUUCUUAAUUUUAGGCCAUACCAGCAUUUCCAGUAGCAGCAUGUGGAACUGCCUGCAAUAUUAUAGCUGGAAUUUUGUUGACCUGUCCAAAUAGUUGGUAGUUUCUGCAAACUAAAUAUUCGGGGCCAUGUAAGUUGCUAAGAGCAACACAGUAACCUGGCAGAAACUGAUGCCAGCAAAAACAACAUACAGGGUGGCUUUUUGCUAUGUUGGUAAAGAAGCCUUUUGCUCAGGUUCCAAAGCAUGUUCCUCUUUCACAAGGUAUAAACAUUGUGUUUUAAUAUUGCACUGUUUUAGAAUAUUUCCAUAAGAGGCCCUUCCCCACCUUCCUACCUUAUACCCUUUUCGUCACAUGAAACAGAAGUCAGUUGAAUGAACUCUAGCAAAAUAUUUUUUUAAAUCACACUUAAAAUCCUUCUUAUGCAACAUUUUUAACAUCUUAACUGGCAAGUGACACAGCUAAGUCUAACUAGAAAAGUUCAUAAAGUAACAACCACAUAUGUACACGUACCAUUUUCUGAAUAAGGCCCGUUGAUGUCAACAAGAGCCUCAUGCAGCUUUAAUUGAAGUCUAUCCAGAUUGCACAGUUGCAUUUUUUUGUAGCUAAUGGCUGUUGGCAUUUUCUGUACUCGUAUUCAUUAUUCAUGAGGGGUAAGACAAGACUGAGGGAUAAUUACAAAUAAAUCUUUUUAAAAUUACCAAAACAUUACUUUUUUUCUUAAAAGGAAGACAUCCUUCUUCAAAACAUUACCUUUGUUUUCAAGAGGUAAUAUUCAAGAGGCAAAUACUGGGUAAACAUUCAUUGAGGAUGCAUCCAUGUUCAGAUAGUUGAAAUGAGUGGAAGCCAUGGUUGAGUACAUCUGGGCAAGCUGUGAUUCCAUUCUUACCCAUUUCUAUAAGAUAAUUUCAAGACAAAUUUGUGGUUCAAAAAAGUCACACGGCAGAAAAGUACUAAGGCAACAAUAUUAUCAUUAGUGGAAAAUAUCAAAGUAGGGGAUUUAUUUUAGGUUCCUUCGCUGACAGCAUAUGCUGAUUCAUGACGUUUAGGCUACCCUAACUAAUAUGGUGGUUUUUACUAUCAGGAUUUUAAAUAUGUCCAUUCCUAAACUACUUCUCAAAAUAUUCUAGAGUUUUACAAUAAUUUUCAUUUUUGUUCUCACUGACUGAAAAUAAAUUUUAGGAAUCUUUUUUUUUUUGGUCAAAAAAGUCUUCAAUCUCAGUUGCCAGAAGAGAAACAUAUUUUUAUAACAAACAUACUUUUUUUGUACAUUGCGUUCAUUCUUAAAUAAUGUGAGUUCAGUGUUGUCUUGUAGACAUUAAAAGGAGAGUAUUGACUUUUGAUUCAAUAAAUGUUUUAUUUCA
Messenger RNA from Sphaerodactylus townsendi, 3465 nucleotides. RefSeq names its product CDC42 small effector 2 (gene CDC42SE2). Lineage: Eukaryota; Metazoa; Chordata; Lepidosauria; Squamata; Sphaerodactylidae. Gene Ontology annotation, cellular component: plasma membrane. The transcript has 6 exons. The coding region runs from base 902 to 1156 and encodes 84 amino acids. Gene Ontology annotation, biological process: regulation of Rho protein signal transduction. The record is from RefSeq and is a predicted model, not a curated record. Gene Ontology annotation, molecular function: small GTPase binding.